GAAAAAUAUAUACAUUGUAGUGUGUAAGGUAUAGCUAGCACCAUGCCUAAGGCCGAAGUGGGAUCGGCAAAGUAUGUGGCCAACAAGGCAAAGUCCAAGGGGCUGCAGAAGCUCAAGUUCUUCUGUCAAAUGUGUCAGAAACAGUGUCGAGAUGACAACGGCUUCAAGUGUCACAUCAUGUCGGAGAGCCACCAACGGCAAAUGGAGCUGUUUACCGAAAACACGGAAGAGUAUCUGGAUAGUUUUUCACU
Molecule: messenger RNA, 251 nt
Organism: Sphaeroforma arctica JP610
Lineage: Eukaryota; Ichthyosporea; Ichthyophonida
Exons: 2
Biological process (GO): DNA damage response; DNA replication
Cellular component (GO): nucleus
Molecular function (GO): double-stranded DNA binding
Source: RefSeq, a predicted model, not a curated record